Messenger RNA from Rosa rugosa (rugosa rose), 2046 nucleotides. Its product is annotated as pentatricopeptide repeat-containing protein At5g56310-like. Bases 1 to 1692 code for a protein of 563 amino acids. Gene Ontology annotation, biological process: RNA modification. The record is from RefSeq and is a predicted model, not a curated record. Lineage: Eukaryota; Viridiplantae; Streptophyta; Magnoliopsida; Rosales; Rosaceae. Gene Ontology annotation, molecular function: protein binding; RNA binding. The transcript has a single exon.
AUGGAUUUGAAAAGUAUAGUUUGCGAUUUAAAGGACUACCUUAAACCCACAACCUCCUCUACUACUAGAGCUUUAGAGCAGCGCCUCUUUCAUCUAUUACAACAGAGCUGCAGCACAGUCCGAAAUCUGACCCAAAUUCAUACACAGAUACUAGUCCAUGGAUUCACCCAGAAAAGCUACCUUCUUUCUAAGCUACUAGCGUUGUACGUAGGUUGUGGGUGUCUUGAUAAUGCGCUGAGAGUUUUCGGGAAUGUAAAGAGUCCGAGUACUACUGUGUGGAACCAGAUAAUCAGAGGGUAUGCUGGUAGCGAAACUCCGGGGAAGGCGGUUGAGUUGUAUAACAGGCUGGCGGCGACGGAAGCCGAGCCGGAUGGGUAUACGUAUUCGUAUGUUGUUAGUGCUUGCGCUAGGUCAGGGAUGGUUAGAGAGGGGGAACAGUUGCAUGGGAGAGUUUUGGGUGGUGGGUUUGGUUCUAAUGUGUUUGUUCAGACCAGUUUGGUUAGUUUGUAUGCAGGUGGUGGAGGGUUGAGUGGUGGUGUUGAGUGCGCGCGCAAGGUGUUUGAUGAAAUGCGUGAGAGGAGUGUUGUCAGUUGGAAUACGCUGCUUUCGGGGUAUGUGAGGAGCCGGGAUUUUGAUGGGGCGCGGCGAGUUUUUGAUGGGAUGCCGGAGAGGAAUGUGGUGUCGUGGACGACAAUGAUUGCGGGGUGUGCUCAGAAUGGGAGGUGUAAGGAAGCUUUGAGUUUGUUUGGGCGGAUGAGGAAGGCGAAUGUGGAACCCGACCAGGUUGCGCUAGUGGCGGUGUUAUCGGCCUGUGCUGAGAUUGGGGACUUGAGAUUCGGAAGGUGGGUUCACUGGUACGUUGAAGAGGGAUUGUGUGUUAGAGCUAAGUCGCGGUUGGUGACUUUGUACAAUGCACUCAUACAUAUGUACGCCAGUUGUGGUUUGGUUGAUGAAGCCUAUAAGGUGUUCAAGCAGAUGCCUAGACGGAGCACUGUCUCGUGGACCAGCAUCAUAGUUGGGUUCGCAAAGCAGGGUCGCGGGGAGGAAGCUCUUCGUAUAUUUCAAUUGAUGCUGAGCUCGGAACUUGACGAUGUAAGACCCGAUGAAAUUACUUUCCUUGGGGUGUUGUGUGGCUGUAGCCAUGCUGGAUUAGUUGAUGAGGGCCGAAGACUUUUCAAGUUCAUGACGCAGACUUGGGGACUCGAACCAAGGAUUGAGCACUAUGGCUGCAUGGUCGAUCUAUUAAGCCGUGCUGGUCUUUUAAAUGAAGCUCAUGUACUUGUGGAGACUAUGCCAAUGGAGCCAAAUGACGCUGUGUGGGGAGCUCUCCUCGGCGGUUGCAUGCUUCACAAGAAUUCUGAGCUUGCAUCACUUGCAGCUCAAAAGUUAACAGUUGCACUUGACCCUGACCAAGCUGCAGGGUAUCUUGUGCUCUUAUCGAAUGUGUAUGCUUCUGCUAAAAGAUGGCUAGACGUUGCUUAUGUGAGACAGAAAAUGGUUCACAUGGGCGUGAAGAAGCCUCCAGGUCGAAGUUGGGUUCAAAUCAAUGGAGCUGUUCAUGGUUUUGUGGCAGGUGAUAGAACCCAUAAACAUGAAUAUUUGAUAUAUGAAAUGCUUGGCGAGAUCACAAGGCAAGCCCAGCAAGAAGGCCGCGAACCAGACACAUUAAACAUGCUUUCCCUUGAAGACUAGGAAAACGAAACUAGUUCCUGCUUCCUAGUAUUCUUUCUAAAUGUUCCUCUCUCUAAUUAGUUGGCUUUGCAUUUGCCUGCUUCACAUUAACACUUUAUAUAUCCUCUCUUCUUAAUGGAUAUUGAAUCUCCGUGGCCGUCAGCAUAUUCAUACAUAAGAAAGUUAUAUGAUACACUUAUAGACUAAUUCCAUACAGUCGUAGACUAGCUCGAAAUCAAGUUAAACCAUCAAAAUGACCUGAUGUAUUAAUUCAAUAAUAAACCGUAGAAAUUUAACCUUGGACGAACCCACACACAAUGACCCAUUAGGUAGGUAGAUCAAUUUUGUUGGACUUGCGCAAAGUAUACGUGGGAG